Messenger RNA from Vicia faba (fava bean), 363 nucleotides. The record is from the annotation of a GenBank genome assembly. Lineage: Eukaryota; Viridiplantae; Streptophyta; Magnoliopsida; Fabales; Fabaceae.
AUGACACCGGCUACUAUAGAGGUUACCACCACAUUCAACCAUGGUUUCAAUGAUGAUGAUGCUGCUGACUUUCCUGUUUGGGAGAAAAUUGGUGUUGUUGUGAGACUCAGUUAUGGCAUCAAUGUUUCUCUUCAAGGGCUUGGGUAUGCAGUUCCUCCAACUAUGGAUCAUCUUUUUAUACUUGAUGAUGAAGUUGUGAAGCUAUCACCUCAUGCUCAUGCCAUUAGAGAUGUAGAAGACGAAGAGCUAUGGAGUUUUUUUAUGGCAUGUCUCCUUUGCAGUUUACGGAGGAAGCGAGGGAAAGAGUGGCGUAAGAUUGCUCACAUUCCCUCCAUAAUUAUCGACGACAAAUUAAUCACAUGA